AUGCUGAGCCGUUUGUCAGGUUUAGCAAGUACUGUUUUACAAGAGCUGUCAGGUGAUGAUGGAGAUGCAGUUACUGAAUCUUCUAUUGCUGUAGAAGCUAUAGAGCCAGAAGCGGAGAGCAUGGAGGAGGCACCUGAGGAGCUAUUGGAACGCCUAGCCCAAACAGAAGAACUAGUUGUUCAGCUGAAGGACUUGAUCCGGGAGAAGGAUGCCCUGCUUCAGCAAAAAGAAAUUGUACUCAAGGAAGAGCGAGAGGCUGCAGAUGCUAAGCUGAUGAAGCUUAAACUUCAGGCCAAAGCCAAACUGGCCUCUCUGAACAAACGCAUUGAAGAGCUGUCGGAGAAAGGAUCACCGUUGCCUGCACAGACCUUAGCAGAAGAGCAAGUGUAUCCGAAGAAUAACCAAAAUACAAAUGAAGGGCAUAGAGAGGAAGCUGAAGCAUUAAAAGAGCAGCUCAGGGAGCGAGAGGAGACUGUUCAAGAUCUGAAACAACAGCUGGCUCUAGCCAAAGCAAAUCUGAAAGAUGCUGAAAUCAAGUAUGCAACAAAGCUGAGCUCCCUGCAGGAAUUGAUUCAGGAGAAAGAAGCUCUCCUAGAAGAGCAGGUUCACCAGCACCAAGCUGAAUUGCUCAAGACAGUGGCCCGGUCAGAUCUGGAAGCAGAGAUGCAGCAGAACCUGUGUACACUUCAGAGAAAGCUAGAGGAGCAGGAAGCAGCUCUGCUAGGACGCACUCAGGUGCUGGAAUUGCUGCAGCAGGAAUUACAUGCUUCUACACAACAAAAGCAUACUCUUCAAGAUCAGUGCCAGAAGAUGGAAGUGGAUCUAACCUCCCUGAGAGAUGUGCUAGAUGCAGAAAGACGAGAGUCUCAGGAUAUCAGAGAGAAGAUGGAGCUGGAACUAGCUGAGAGGAAGCUAUCCUCCCAUCGCUUGCAGGAGGAGGUGCAGUGUCUCUCAGAACAACUGGAAGAGGCAAGAAGAGCACAAGCUGAAUUAGAGGUGAAGUAUAAAGACCUGGAGCAGGAACAAAGGCUGGAGGUGGAAGAGAAAAACCUGCAGAUCAGUUGUCUUAAGGUGGCUGAGCAAGAGCUGCAGUUUGGCCAUGUUGCCCUUGUAGCUGAAAAUGAUCAGCUGAAACAGGAUGUUGACCGGCUGUUGGAGUUGUCUGCUGAAAACAGUGCUACAAUACAGAAACUACAGGAUGAACUUGUACAGAAAUCUGAAGAAUUUAUGUGCUGUCAGAAUGAUGUGAAAUCCCAGUCAGUAGUGCAGGUCUCUGAAUUGAAGAAAAAGGGUGAAACAACUUCACAGGAAAAAAUAAUAGAUCGGGAAGAUCAGAAUGGGACUUCACUCUUACCCACAGAAAACUUGAAAAGACAGAGGAGUGAAGACUUCUCACUGUCAGGAGAGCUGGUGAAUUCCAAAGCGCAGAAGCCUUUUCCUUUUGAUGACACUUUGGUGCUCCCUGAGGCAAGAUCAGAUGGGUUUCCCAAUGGAAGUGAGCAGUUUGCCGAGAAAAGUUGUCCACCUGGAAUUCUAGAAUAUCUUGCUGCAGAGAAACAGAAAGAGCUGUCAGUUUUGCUGCUGGAACUGAAAGAAGCCCAAGAAGAAAUAACUUUUCUGAAAAGGCAGCUCAAGGGCCAAAACAGCAAAACUUCUACAGAUAACCAAACAGGCAAAGCAGCUAACUGGCUGGAAGAUAAUUCCCAGAUACGGUUUCUUGAGAGGGAAGAGCUAAAGACUUCAGAUACACAAAGCGAGUUGGGCAGUAGCUCAUUACUGAGAGAAAUAGAAAUGCAGCAAGUUGAUGUGCUUCAGGAAAACAGAAUCAGUCUUCAAGAAGUGUCCCAGGGGAGCACUGUCCCCUGCAGGGGGGAGAUGGAGGCGAUGCAAGAAUUCUCUACAGCAGAUUCAGAGCCUGGCACCUCUCAAUCUCAAGAACUGGUAAAGUUGCAAAACGAAAAUACAGAACUGCAGAUAAUUCUGCAGAAAUCAGAAGAAUCCUAUAAGAAAGAUCUAAGAGAAAAAGAUGCAGAAAUAAAUAGGCUAAACCAGCUGGCUGAGGAAUACAGAAAAAAAAUAGAGGAUUCUGACAGUGCAUUUUGUGUUUUGACUGAAGAACGAGAUCAGCUCCUGUGUCAGAUGAAAGAACUUUCUAGCAGGACAGAACUGAAAGAGCAAGUGAAACAACUUGAGGAGAAUCUAGCUCUUUCAGAAAAGCAGAGACUGUCAGACAGUCAGAGCAGUCUUCUGAGAGAACAAAUCCAGAGCCUUAAAAAUGAAUUUAAAUCCAAGGAGAUAAAAAUUGAAGCUUUGCAAAAAGACUUGGAUGAAGCGCAACUUCAGCAUUCUGACCAGGACAUGCAACUAAAAGAUCUGAGAAGCCAGAUCGAGAAGAAGGAAUGUGAAAUACUUGAUCUAGAACAACUUUUGAGGAAGAAUACAGCUGAGAUAGAAGAACUUUCCCAAAACUUAGCCUCAAAGGGACACGAAGCAGCAAGCCUAGAACAGCUUGUUGCUGAACACGCCAGGACUAUAGAGAGCCUGCGUCUAUUAUCAAAAGCCCAGGAAGAAAGAGACCAAAACAUAGACGGUAAAGAUACAAAUUGGAAAUGUGGGGCAUCUGAGCAGCAGUAUGAGACAGAGGCAGCACAUAAAGAAGGUGAGGUAUUAGUAAAUAAACUUGAACUUCUGAAAAAAGAAAAUGAGCAAGUGAAGAGGAAGCUGCAAGCAGUGCUUGUUAACAGGAAGGAGCUUCUGAAGAAGGUUAGCAAAUUGGAGAAUGAAUUAGUACAAUUGAGAAGAGAACACGAAUCAGAAACCUCAGUGGCUCAGGAAGCUGAAGGGGAAGAAAAUACGAGAAGCAUGGUAAGCAGAGAAGUGAAUCUUGAAAGCCAGCCCAGUGAGGAUUAUCUAAUUCAGCUGCUUUCUGAAAAGGAAUCUGAGUUGCAGAGCAUCCGGAAGGACCUGCUGGAUAAAGAAACUACUGAAGCACAGUUGCAGGCAGUGAUUGAGGAAAUGAGGCAAAGCUUGCAAGGUAAGACAAACAUUGCUUCAAUUAAGGAUGAAAUCAUGGAGGGUCAGACAAUUGCUGGCAAAGUAACUGAAACCAGUAAAAGCCCAAAAGAUUAUGGAGAAAAUGAAAAAAAUUGUUCAGCGGCUACAAAUCUUGAAGAAAACCAAACGUCUGCUCUGAAAGAGAGGAUUUCAACUCUUGAACAAGAAAAAGAACAACUUCAAAAAAAACUUCAGGAAGCCCUGGUAUCUCGCAAAGACACGAUAAAAAAGGCUCAAGAAAAAGACAGGCAUCACAGAGAACAGCUGAAACAGCAGAAGGAUGAUUACAACAUCUUACAAGAACAAUUUGAUAAGCAAAGCAAAGAGAAGGAGAGCAUCCAAGCUCAGCUCAGACAACUCCAAGAACAGAAAGAAUCAACAGAGAGUGUUCUUGGGAAUCAAGGUGGGUUGGAUUCUUCAUGCAUGGAAGCAGAAAAUACAACAAAUAACGAGGUUGUACAAGUUGCAGAUAUUUCUGGGGAAGAGUUUAAGAAAAAACUUGAAAAAUUGCAGAUGGAGAAAGAGGAAUUGGAAUAUAAUGUUAGCCAUAUGCAAAGUGAACUUGCUUGCAAAUCAGAAUUAGCCUUUCAUUUGCAAGAGCACAUAGCACAGUUGUUUCUGGAGAUAGAAGGGCUGAAGAGAACCUCUGACCAAGCUGAAGCUAAGGCAGCCAGUCUUCAGACAGAAUUGGAGGAGCGUCAAGCAGAAAUUUCUGGAGAAGGCAGUCUGAAAGACCUGAAAACACUUGUACAGCAAAAGGAUGAAGAAGUUGAAUUUCUUAACUUUCAGUUAAGGGAGAAAAGCGAAGCUCUCAAUAAUGUGCAGGCACAGUUGCUGGAAAAAGAGGAUUCAGUCAAGAGGUUAUAUAGUCAGUUGGAAACUCAAGCUCAGGUGCAUGAGGAACAAAGCAAGCGGCUGCAUACAGAGUUGCUUGAAAUUCGGGAGAAGCAAGAUGAUAGUGCAGAAACAGCUAAGCAGAAGAAUCAAAUGCAGAGAAAGUUGCAAGCUGCACUUAUCUCUAGAAAAGAGGCACUAAAGGAGAGCAAGUCUCUAAAAGAGGAGCUGGCUAAUGCUAAAGCUACUAUUGAAAAUCUUGGUGUCAAGUUGACAAAUAUGGAAAGCCAAAUAUGUGGCCAUGGUAGAGAAACAGAUACUUUAAAAGAAAAGUUGUCAGGGCUUACUGAAGAGCGAGAAAAACUUAUUGCAGAAGUUGGUAAAGUACUUAAAGAAAAUCAGAAUCUUGAUGGAUGCUGUAAAAACCUGACAUUUACUCUAGACAGAGUUGUUCUAGAGAAGGAGAAGCUGGAGAAGGAGAUGGAAUCCUUGAAAGGCUUUCAAGCUGCUGAGAGUUCUGAGUGGCAUGAUAAAUACAGGGAGCUUCAGAAAGAAUAUGAAGUUCUCCUGCAGUCAUAUGAGAAUGUGAGUAAUGAGGCUGAGCGGAUUCAGCGUGUUUUGGAAACCGUUAGGCAGGAAAAGCAGGAAAUUUUGAUUAAGCUGAGAAAUACUGAAGCAAAAAAAGGGGAAACGGAUAAGCAGCUACAGGAAGCUGGACAAGAAAUUGAUAGAAUGAAGGAGAAAAUGAGGAAAUUUGCAAAAUCAAAGCAACAAAAGAUCCUGGAACUAGAGGAGGAGAAUGAAAAGCUUAGAGCAGAGAUGCGUUUUACAGAUGCAGAGCUACGCAGAACUGGAGAUGUCUUUACAAAUACUAGCCUGAAAGAAGAUCUGGAGAGCUCUGGGAGGGAUUACCAUCCUCUUUCUACUCAGCUUGAGACAGUAAUUGUUGAAAAGGAGUCCCUCAAUCAAGAGAUCACAGACCUAACAUGUCAUUUGCAGUUAACAGAAUCUAAGCUGAAGGAAAGCAAAGAACUGGUAGACGAGUAUGUUGCUCAGAAGACAACAGAGGAAGAAACAAAUCGGACAGUUGCCACACCACCACCAAUGGAGAGGACUGAAAAUCAGGUGGACGGAAGUUUUAAACCAGAGUCUGCUACUGCAGAGCUGAAACAAAAAGCAUGUGAAGAUAGUAGCCCUUGUGAAGAUCUUGGUACCUACAUACAGCAGAUAGCUGAGCUCAUGAAGCGAAUCACAGAACUAGAAGAUAAUAGGAGGGCUUCAGAGCAACAGCUGGGUAACAUCCACGUGUAUGUUGAGACUCUAGCAGGUGAGAAAAGGGCUUUAGAGACCCAAAUGGAAGAGAAAGUCCGUGAAUUGAGUGCUCUUCAGGACACAGUAGCAAAGAUGGAACAAACAGUUCAAAAAACCAAAACCGACCUUGUCAGGAUGACAGAGCUGAAGGACACGCUAUUGGCUGAGAAGGAUGAUUUGGAAGAAAGGCUCAUGAAUCAGCUGGCAGAACUUAAUGGGAGUAUUGGAAACUAUCAGCAAGAUGCAACAGACUUCCAGAUCAAAAAUGAGCAACUGAAACAUGAGCUUCAGAGUUUGCAGAGAAUGGUGCGUGAACUGGAGGAGGAGAAAUGUCAGAUGGCAAAGGAGAAAAGUAAAGCAAGUUCAGAAGAGCAAAAUGAAUUUGUAGAAAAGCUAAAAUGCAGUUGGAGGAGAGACAGCAGCACACAUGUAAAGGAGCUUCAGGAACUCCUGAAACAGAAACAGCAGGAGAUUAAGCAGCUGCAGAAGGGCUGUAUUAAAAGCCAGGAAAAGAACAGUAGUUUAGAAAGAACUGUUAAGGCUCUGGAAUUUGUGCAGAGUGAGUCUCGGAAAGAGGUAGAAGCAGUCAAAGAGACUUUAGCUAAAGCUGUUGAAGACACCAAGAAAGCCCAAGCAGAGCUUGCUCUCUGCAGAGUAGUAUUGGAUGACACCCAGAGUGAGGCAGCCAGGGUUCUAGCAGAGAGUGUCAAAGUGAAAAAUGAGUUGCAGGCAAACAAAGAGAAUAUUAAAAUUCAAAUGAAGAGAAAAGAUGAGGACUUUGAGAGAAGACUGGAACAGGAAAAAGACAAGCACUCAAAGGAAAUUAGAAAUAUGGAAGAAAAGCUGGCAACUUUGCAGAGGGAGAAAGACUAUAUGGAAAAAACUGUUGGUGAUCUUCAAGGUUCCUUGAAGACAAAGGAUCAAGAAGCCAAGCAAUUGGAAAGCAGCCUAAACAAAACACUAGCUCAACUUGCAGCCUUCACCAGGAGCAUGUCUUCCCUUCAGGAUGACAGGGAUAGAGUGAUAGAUGAAUCAAAAACAUGGGAGAAGAAAUUCACUGAAAUGAUUCAAAAGAAGGAGGCAGAAAUACGUUCAAAAGAGGAAACUUGUGUUGUGAUAAAGGACCAGGUGAAGCAGAUGACCAUACGUGUGGAGGAACUUCAGACUCACAUAUCCAGGCUGGAACGCAACAAGAAAGACUGGGAGUCUGAAUCCAGGAAGGAGAUUCAGCAUCAUCAAAAGACAUGUGAAAUGUUGCAGGAGGAAAAAAAGGAGCUUUUGACUCAACUUGAAGAGUCUCAGAAACUGUACAGCAAGUCUCAGAAUGACCAGCAGAAACUGGAGUUAGAAAUCAGCAGCCUGAGAGACCAGCUUGCUGACUUACGGAAUUCCUUCACCAAAUGUGAAUUGGUCAGAGAAGAGCUGGGGAGUAUGGUCAAGCAACAAGAGACCAGUAUCCAGAAUUUUAAAUUCAGCUGUGAACAGCUUCAGGCCGAUCUGCAAGCUUCUAAGGACCUAACAAAUAAGCUGCAUGAAGAAACUAGUGCCAAGGAUCAAAAGAUCAUUAGUUUGCUUUCUGCCAAGGAAGAAGCAGUUAUGGCUGCUCUAUCUGAAAUACAGCAGCAACAUUCUGAAAAGAUGAAAGAGUUGGAACAUAGGCUAAGUAAGGAGGAAGAAGAUAAGAAAGCCUUGGAAAAAGAGAAGAACAAAUUUCUUGACAAACUUGAUCAUCUCACGGAAAAGAUGAAGAUAAGCAGAGAAGAAAGUAAGCAGCAGAAGGCACAAUUGGAUUCCUUCACUAAGUCCAUGUUAUCUUUGCAAGAUGACAGAGACCGCAUACUGAGAGACUACAGGCAACUUGAGGAACGUCAUCUUGUUAUAAUCUUGGAAAAAGACCAGCUAAUUCAAGAGGCUGCUGCUGAAAACAAUAAGCUUAAGGACGAAAUCAGAAGUUUUCAUAGCCGGAUGGAUGACCUCAACUCUGAGAAUGCCAAGCUCAAUGCUGAAUUGGUGCGGUAUAGAGAAGACCUGAACCAAGUGAUUUCAAUAAAGGACUCCCAACAGAAACACCUUCUCAAAACACAGCUUCAGCGCAUCCAAACUCUGGAAAAGGAGAAGACAAUCAUAGAAACACAGCUGAAAGAGUCUGAGUAUACUCAGGAUGAUCUCAGGAAGUCCAUGGAAGCCUUGAGAGAGGAUAAAGUUAGUAUGUCUCAAGAGAUUCAAACCCUUACGUCCUCUCUGUCUCGGGUGCAGAGUGAGAUGACAGCAUUACAUGAGGGGGGUCCUAUCGCAGAGUAUCAAGCACAACUGAAGGCCCGAGAGGAAGAGGCACAAGAACUGAGUCAUAAACUUUCCCUUUCACAAAAAAGGAUAACAGAACUUGAGGGGGAACUAGUAUCUGUUCAAAGGGAUGCAGCCAAGAGAAUGGGAGAGGCUGAGGACAGGCUUCGAAAGGAGUUGAAGCACCUACAUCAUGAUGCAGGGAUAAUGAGGAAUGAAACAGAAACAGCAGAAGAGAGAGUAGCAGAGUUGGCACGGGACUUGAUGGAAAUGGAACAGAAAUUUCUUGCGGUCACAUAUGAAAACAAAGAUCUCAGAGCUCAAAUUCAGUCUUUUGGGAAGUCCAUGAGCUCUCUUCAGGAUAGCCGAGACCAGGCCAAUGAAGAGCUUCAUGUUUUGAAACAGAAAUACUCUGCAGACUUAGAGGAACAAAAGAAUCUAGUGCAGAAUUUUCAGAAACAGAUAGUUCAGCUACAAGAGGAGCAACAUUCCACUGCCAGGGACCGAGAUACAGUGAGGUAUCAGCUGACAGAACUGCAGAAGGCCACUGAUGAAAGAGGUCUCUUGGCCCAGAUUGAGAAACUUAAUCAGAAGCUCAGAGCCAAAGAUGAUGAGCUUCUCCAUUUAUCUUCGGAACUGGAAGGCUCUUCCAAUCAAGUAAAAUCUUUCUCCAAGGCUAUGGCAAGCCUGCAGAAUGAGCGAGAUCAUCUACUGAAUGAAUUGGGCAAAACACGUAAGAUUGAAGAAGUAAAGCAACAAGCAGAAGGGAGCACUUCCACCACUCCUUCAGAAGUGCAGAGUCUUAAGAAGGCACUGUCCUCAUUGCAGAAUGACAGAGACAGAGUAGUGAGAGAGCUGAAGAAUCUGCAGCAGCAAUACAUACUAGUUGGGGUAGAAUCAGCUGAAAAUUCUCGCUUAAAAGCACAACUGCAGGAAUAUCAGCAAGACGCAGAUAAACAGCACCAUCUCCAAGAACAGCUGAAGCAAGAAAGUAUUUUCUACCAGCAGGAGCUCCAGCAGCUUAGACAAGAGAAAACUACCUGGGAAAAGCAGAACAGCAGCAUAAAGGAGCAGUACCUGAUGGCCAUAGCAGAAAAAGACAAGCAGCUGAGCCAUUUACAAAGGAUCACACAAGAAAUGAGACUGCCCCUCAGCAAGUCUCAAAUUGUAGAGGAGCAGUACCAAACGAAGAUUUCUUCAGAAGUUCUGAGAGGUGACUUUUCAAGCCUAGAGACAGAGACAAAAUGUCUCCAGGCCCAGCUGAGUGACAGCCUGAAAGAACUGCACCAGAAGGAGCUCAGAAUUCAGCAGUUAAACAGCAAGCUAUCUCAAGUCUUUGAGGAGAAAAAUGCCCUCGCCCUCCAGCUGCGCAGUAGCAGUCGUAACAUCUGUGAAAGCCAUCAGCAGUACAAUGAGGUUCUGAACCGCGGCUUGGUGCUGCAGAGGCAGCUCCAGGAGCUGCAGUCUGCAGACAAGGGCAUGGAGUUGUUUGCAACAGAUGCUGCUCCAGGAGCACCCCAAGAAAAGAAUGAGCCUCAGAGAGGCAGUUACACACCAGAACUGCAGGAGUUGCAGCUGAGGUUGUCCGAAACAGAACAUUUACAUAGCAGCACAAAGCAAGAUCUGAGGUAUUUAGAGGAGCAGCUGGAGGAAGAACGGGAUCGUCGUGUUGCUGUAGAGGAGGCGCUCUCUGCAGCACAGGAUCAGAUCAGGAGGUUGCAGUCAAGUGAGUGGAUGUCUUCCUUAAGUGCUAACAUUGAUACGACUCCUGGUCACGAGCACUCCUUGCUGAUUGACUCCAUGGAUAACAAUUUCAGUAAAACUCGGAAUAUCCUUGGACUACGACGCCUGUUGCGCUCUCUCUUCCAUUCCCGGACCCAUUUACCUUGGCUAGUGGCCAUGUAUCUGCUUGCUGUCCAUGUCCUGCUCUUCCUGUGCUUUACAGGCCACCUAUGA
Molecule: messenger RNA, 9438 nt
Organism: Opisthocomus hoazin
Lineage: Eukaryota; Metazoa; Chordata; Aves; Opisthocomiformes; Opisthocomidae
Source: RefSeq, a predicted model, not a curated record